This is a messenger RNA of Cheilinus undulatus (humphead wrasse), 804 nucleotides long. It is a transcript of the gene snu13b, whose product is annotated as SNU13 homolog, small nuclear ribonucleoprotein b (U4/U6.U5). The transcript has 3 exons. Gene Ontology annotation, cellular component: precatalytic spliceosome; box C/D methylation guide snoRNP complex; nucleolus. The record is from RefSeq and is a predicted model, not a curated record. NCBI's taxonomy places the organism in Eukaryota, Metazoa, Chordata, Actinopteri, Labriformes, Labridae. Gene Ontology annotation, molecular function: RNA binding. The coding region runs from base 210 to 596 and encodes 128 amino acids. Gene Ontology annotation, biological process: maturation of SSU-rRNA; mRNA splicing, via spliceosome; ribosome biogenesis.
CGCAUGUGCGGGACUUCACACGUGUAGUAAACGUUAGGACUGGUUGCAUGCAGCUCUACUCAGCAGAGAUACCUUAGCACAACAAACAUAUAUCUAAUAUAUAUACACCUAUCUUUAUCCUAGCGGCUCUUUUAAACCCAGGACAGAGGAAUAGUCCUCCGUGAAGCGUUUCGCCGAGAGGGCCGGAAUACGAGAGAAAAACAUUCACCAUGACUGAACCAGAAGUGAAUCCUAAGGCCUACCCGCUGGCCGACGCCACGCUGACCAAGACCAUCCUGGACCUGGUGCAGCAAGCCUCCAACUACAAACAGCUGAGGAAGGGGGCCAAUGAAGCCACUAAAACCCUGAACAGAGGCAUCGCUGAGUUCAUCGUGAUGGCCGCUGAUGCCGAACCACUGGAGAUCAUCCUCCAUCUGCCUCUUCUCUGUGAGGACAAGAAUGUGCCAUAUGUGUUCGUUCGCUCAAAGCAGGCCCUGGGCCGAGCCUGUGGGGUGUCCCGCCCCGUUAUUGCUACCUCAGUUACCGUGAAGGAAGGCUCCCAGCUCAAACCGCAGAUUCAGUCUGUUCAGAUGGCUAUUGAGAGACUGCUUGUGUGAUUUUUGUUGCACUGAUGAAUUCUCCUUAUGUAAGAGGAGACUAAUUCCUAAUUGAAAAUAUUUGUCUCUUGUUUGAUGAAAAAAGCUGGUAUGCAUUACCAGAAAAUACAGAAUUUUGUUUUUUACAUUUUAGGACAGUUAGUCCACUUCAGUGUAUCAGUUUGCUUCGGCAUGUCCUGAUUCAUAAUAAAAAAACAUUUUUAUUUCA